GUGUGUGUAUAUAUGAAUGAACAACACUUUUUAUGUUCUUCAUUUCAUUUCUUUCGGCGCAAAUUCACUUGCUCUUAGCUUAGGGCAAACUCACUGAUUCUUUCCUCCAUUUUUACUCUCUCUCUCUAACUCUCUUUCUCUCUCCUCUCUUCCAUUGAUAAUCAAUCAAGCUUCAGCAAUGGUGGAAGCCAUGGAUAUACUCAGAGCGAACCUCUCUCGCGUUCGGAUUCCUGAACCUACCAAUCGCAUCUUCAAGCAUGAAUGUUGCGUUUCUUUCGAUACUCCUAAAUCGGAAGGUGGAUUGUAUGUCGAUAUGUCUUCAUUCCUUGCCUUUGGGAAAGAUUUCGUGCAAUGGAACUAUGAAAAGACUCGGAAUCCGGUUUAUCUACACAUUAAGCAGACAAAGAAGGUGGUUGCAGAAGAUAGGCCUUCAAAGAAGCCAACUAUUUUGGCUAUUGGUGUAGAAGGGGGUUUUGGUAGUGGUGAACCUGAUUAUGAAGAAUCAUAUAGCAUCGUGAUAUUGCCAGACUAUGCUAGUCUUCCAUUCCCCUCAGUGGAGUUGCCAGAAAAGGUAAGGUUGGCAGUUGAUGCAAUUUUGUUGGCCGAGGAUGCUGAGCGAAAAGAGCAAGUUGCAGCCUGGGUAGCUGAGAAGCAAGUCAGUGCAUAUGCCUUGGGUUUGCCACAGAUUGACAAUGGCAUUGUUGUUCCUCCAUCUGGGUGGAAAUGUGCAAAGUGUGAUAAAACAGAUAAUCUCUGGUUAAAUCUAACUGAUGGAACAAUCCUUUGUGGUAGAAAAAAUUGGGAUGGUACUGGUGGCAACAACCAUGCUGUUGAACAUUACAAUGAGACAAAAUACCCUCUUGCUGUGAAGCUUGGCACAAUAACUGCUGAUCUGGAAGCAGCAGAUGUUUUCUCUUAUGCGGAGGAUGAAAGUGUCAUUGACCCGCUUCUUUCACAGCAUUUGGCACAUUUUGGGAUUGAUUUUUCUUCAUUGCAAAAGACUGAAAUGACCACUGCUGAAAGGGAGCUUGACCAGAAUACAAACUUUGAUUGGAACCGGAUUCAAGAAAGUGCUGAAGCACUUCAGCCAAUAUUUGGCCCAGGCUACACUGGACUUGUCAAUCUUGGCAACAGCUGUUAUCUGGCAGCAACUAUGCAAGUAGCAUAUACAGCACAUGCUUUUAUGUCUAGAUAUUAUGCAAAUCAAAGCUUGAAAAGUGCUUUUGAUGCUGCUCCUGCUGAUCCAACGGUGGACCUGAACAUGCAGUUGGCCAAACUAGGUCACGGAUUGCUAUCUGGGAGAUACUCAAUUCCAUCAUCAGAGAAACAGGAAGGCAUUCCUCCUCGGAUGUUCAAGACAGUUAUUGCUGCCAGUCAUCCAGAAUUUUCUACCACGAGACAGCAGGACGCAUUAGAGUUUUUCCUGCAUCUUCUAGAACAAGUUGAGCGGGUUAAUGCAGGGAAUCCAAAAUUGGAUCCCUCGAGAAACUUUAAAUUCGGUAUUGAAGAUAGAAUUCAGUGCCCAUCUGGAAAAGUUACCUAUAAUAGGCGAUCUGACUACAUUCUUUCUCUCAAUAUCCCAUUGCACGAAGCUACAAAUAAAGAUCAAUUAGAAGCGUUCCAGAAAUUAAAAUCUCAAGCAGAAUCUGAAGGAAAAGAAAUGGCUGCCGGUGAAGUAGUUCGUCCAAGGGUGCCAUUAGAAGCUUGCCUAGCUAGUUACUCAGCUCCUGAGGAGGUGAUGGACUUUUUCAGCACUGCAUUGAAGGCUAAGACUACGGCAACGAAAACUACUGGUCUAACAUCCUUUCCUGAUUAUCUGGUCUUGCACAUGAGAAAAUUUGUUAUGGAAGAUGGAUGGGUGCCGAAAAAGCUUGAUGUCUACAUUGAUGUACCUGAUAUUAUAGACAUAAGUCACAUGCGGAGCAAUGGCCUUCGGCCUGGAGAAGAGCUUUUACCUGAAAGUGCAGGUGAUGCUGAAGCAGAAUCUACUAGACUUGUAGCCGAUGAGCUAAUUGUUUCUCAGCUUCUCUCCAUGGGCUUUGGCCGAUUACCUUGUGAGAAAGCUUCCAUAUUUACUAACAAUGCUGGAGUUGAAGAGGCAAUGAACUGGCUGCUUACUCACAUGGAUGAUUCUGAUAUCAAUGAUCCUAUAUCACAUACAUCUCAAAAUGCUGCUGUUUAUGUUGAUCCAUCAAGUGUUGAAGUAUUGAUUUCAUUUGGUUUCCAAGAAGAACUUGCUCGGAAGGCUCUUACGGCUAUGGGUGGAGAUAUUGAAAAAGCAACUGACUGGAUAUUUAACAAUCCUGAUGCUUCAUCUACCUCAGACAUGGAUACAUCGAGCAGUGGUGCUGCAGCUGCUGAUGCCGAGCUACCAGAUGGGUCAGGAAGAUACCGGCUUCUUGGAUUUGUGAGUCACAUGGGAACUUCAACUCAUUGUGGUCAUUAUGUUGCUCACAUCUACAAAGAUGGUAAAUGGGUACUGUACAAUGACGAGAAAGUUGGAGCUUCUGUCAAUCCUCCAAAGGAUAUGGGAUACUUGUACUUCUUUGAGAGACUGGCUGAUUGAUGAUGUUUGCAAGUCCAUAUUCAACAGAUCAUCUGGUCUUUGAUAGAUCUAGCUGUUAGCUUCGUGAUUGCUGAAGGACUAUCAUCUUCCAAAUUUAAUUGGCUCCGUGAUACAGUCUGCUUGAAAUCUCAUUCAUUUCCGAGUUUGUGUCAACGUUCUAGGAAUGCAAAUUUCUAUUACACAUCGCGGGCAGAAAAAAAAAAGGUUAUGCUGACAAAUUUUGCUAUAUUCUCUGCUUAUAUGAGACAGGAAGUAGCUUCCUUGGGAAGGAUAGUUGACAAACUGCUACCUUAGAUUUUAGCGAACAUUUAUAGUGAAAUUGUAUUCAGAGUGUCAAUUGUAGUGAAUUUUUGAGUUUAUAGCAAACCUUGCAAUUGGACUUGUUAUCAAUUGCGACAUAACACACAAGUAAAAGGCUGAAAGCUAGCUCAAGGCUGAUUCUUUGUUUAGAUUGAAUUGCUAUGUUUGGUUUACAAAUUUGAAUCGGUUAUGUUAAACGAUUUUGCUGUGGCAUCUCAAGAACAAUUUGUUUGGCAGGAACUUUACGUUGUAAAUACUCCCUAACUUGUUCUAUUCAAGAUCACUCUAUAUAAUUUUGGAUGCGAAA
Messenger RNA from Chenopodium quinoa (quinoa), 3173 nucleotides. Its product is annotated as ubiquitin carboxyl-terminal hydrolase 14-like. The transcript is spliced from 19 exons. Lineage: Eukaryota; Viridiplantae; Streptophyta; Magnoliopsida; Caryophyllales; Amaranthaceae. Gene Ontology annotation, molecular function: protein binding; zinc ion binding; cysteine-type deubiquitinase activity. Bases 179 to 2566 code for a protein of 795 amino acids. Gene Ontology annotation, biological process: protein deubiquitination. The record is from RefSeq and is a predicted model, not a curated record.